Messenger RNA from Gamsiella multidivaricata, 3266 nucleotides. RefSeq lists its product as uncharacterized. The transcript has 2 exons. Lineage: Eukaryota; Fungi; Mortierellomycota; Mortierellomycetes; Mortierellales; Mortierellaceae. The record is from RefSeq and is a predicted model, not a curated record. Bases 216 to 3113 code for a protein of 965 amino acids.
CUCUUUCAUAUAUGCCAGACUCGACCCUCUUUACCUUUCGCUUCUUCCCCUCUCCUCCUUGGAACACCUCCCUACGCCCUCUUCUUUGAUUGAACACCAGCAGUUUGUGCCUUCUUUAUACCCCCCCCCCUCCACGUUCUCGCCUGCCUUCAUCUCUCACCUUCACCCACCUCUGCCCCUUCAUUCAGAGUGUCCUCCAUUCAUCCUUCCCGACAAUGACCCCGCAGGUCAAGGACCUUAACGAGUUCCUCGCCCUCGCUGCUCCACCUCCCACUCAGUCUUACAGCACCACUGCUUCUGCUUCUGUUUCCACAGUAUCGGCUGCCUCCUUCUUUGACGACAUCUCUCAUCUCGACAGCAGCGAUUUCACUUCAAAUAACGAUCCAGCCAACUCCUCUUCCUCCUCAUCCCCCACCACCCCUCAAAAUGCUAUCGCCACCACAGCAGCAACGACGCUCACACCUAUGCAGCUCGUCGCUCUUUCGAACCUCAAGCUCAACAAUGACAUGUUCUCGAACCGGUCCCUCUCCAUCCAUCGACGUAUCCUCGUCAAGAACUUCUUAACACUUCUCUACCAACUCAACCCGCCCAUGGACUGGUCACAGAUGCAAAUGCCUCAAAUCGAUUAUGGGGGGGACGACUUUGGAAGUGACACACCCGGAGACGACGAAAGCAUGUUACUGCGAGAGGACGAACAAAGCGGGUGGAUGGAACGUACCCUCAAUGCGGCUGGACUCUCCGAUGACAAGGACGACGACAGAGCGUCUUCGCAGAGAUGCGACUCACAGGCCACAUCUAAUUCCACACCCUUUACCUCAACCAAUCCUCCUCCCUCCCCACUUGUCAUCCCGUCGCGUACGACCUCGUCUGCACACUCUACACCCUUACUCACAAACGCGGACAAAUUAUCGUCAUCAUCGCCAUCAUCUUCUUCAUCAUCAACAAGAACAGCAGCAACAACAGCACCAAUAGCAGCAUCAAAGGCAAUAUCAUUAACAACUACAGGAACGGCAUCUUCCGCAAUAGGAAGUCCGGAAGCAGAUGUCCCGCUGCCUCGACCAAAAUCUACAGAGCUGCCCCAGUCCCUGCACUCGUACCUCUCGACUGUUUUUGAUGUCAAUUGGUCGGUCGAACUGCCUAGCAAGGAGGACCUCCUCUUCACCUCAACUUCAUCGUCUUCCUCACUGGGUUCUGGACAGUCCUCGUUGUCCACAUCGUCUCCUAUGGCUCAAAAGCGCAGGUCAAUCUCGGCUGCCUCGGGUUUGUCCUCAGUAUCGAACGCGAGCACGUACGCAUCUCCGUCUGAACCCACUACUACAUCUGCAAGGUCAUCAACAACCUCGACUUCGUCUUUACUCUCAUCAAUGUCUGUAGCAUCGAGCGUUUCCUCAGUCAACAGCGCCAGCAGCAACAUCAAUGCGGCAGCAAAGGACACACUUAAGAAGCCCACGAUUGCAGGAUUGGACGACAGCAGUGUGACUCGAGUAACAAAUGCUUCGCCCAUGACGACGACAAUAACAACUCCUCUGGUCCGCAAGUCGUCCCUGUCAUCGAAUCAAACCCGGGUCACCAACCCUGGCGGCAACAAUGCAGCUCUUAAUAACGGUAACAAUGCGGCUCCUAGUGGUGGUAACAGCAGGAAGUCCAGUACCAAUGGUCAUGCAAAGCCCAUGCUCGUCCCGGGAAGGCGGUCGUCUUUGCUCCAGACCGGUCAUAUGCCGCCAGCCCUUUCACCACCUAGCAGCAAUGGCAACAGCAACACAAAUGCGAACAACAAUAACAAUAACAGCCUCGGCAGAAUGAACAGUGCCACAGCAUCAACGGUUCCGCAGCAGGAACAGACGCAUUCCGGAAUGCCAGCGCCUACAUCGUCGCCAUCGCCAUCGCCGACCUCAGCGCCACUACCUUCGCUGUCGCCACCCUCGCAGUUUGCAUCCGCGUUUACAUCGCCGGCGACAUCGCCGACACUGCAUCCAAUCAAACCAGCGUUCUCGAGGAGAACAUCGUCCUUGCCGGCCGAGCGACCCAAGCCCAUCCAGCGUACACCCAGCAGCGAAAGCAAUCUGUCGAUCUCUUCUGCACCUCAACCAGCGGUUACAGGAUCUGCAGCAGGAACAUUGGCAUUAUCACCGACACCCACAUCGACGACACUGUCGGUCCCACAGGCGAGCAUCAUUGGACUGCCUCGACCACUGCUGAACCCAACACCUUCUUCGGCCUUGUUGUCGAGCUCACCACCUUCACCACCCACACUGGUCCCUUCGCCGACGACGUCGAUUGGACAGUCGCCUUUGCAGAUGGCGACGACGCCUCAUCCUUAUAUGCGCUCGUUGUCGGAUGAUCAUUUGCUCACACGACCGGGUAUACCCCAGGGGAUGAACAAUCGACCUAUGGAUUCAGGAAGAUCACCAUCGCCCUCGCCAUCGAUUUUUGCGGCAGUACCGAUUUCAGAACCACUAGCGGCAACAGGAAGUGCUUCCUCACGUUCGUCUACGCUUUCAAGACCCUCGCCGACAUAUCUCUUGAAGGCGUCGAAAUCUAGUCCGUGCCUGGUAUCUGGAUCCGAGGGUAAUUCUCAGGAAGAUGUAUCUUCGUCGUUUGCGGCAAUGCCAGAUCUAUAUGCUCAGCAGCAAUACCAUCAAUCAUACCAGCAGCAGCAGCAGCAGCAGAAACAACAACAACAACAUUAUGCCAUGUCAGGACAGCUUUCAGGAGGAGGAAGUGGGUCAGUAGGUUCGAGUCAGGCGCCGAAACCGCUGGUGAGGACGAGCUCUCGUCGGGGAAUGGGCAUGUCUCCGGCGGCUGGAGUGGCGGCGCCGAGCCAGGGGGCUAUGAACAUCAGUGCUCCUUUGCCGUUGAUCCCGAAUAAUAAUUCGUAUAAUGACUAUGGCGCAUAUGAGCACCAUGGAAGUCCCUAUGGUGGUAGUGAAAAUGGAAACGGACGACAUGGGUAUGCGCAGAGUAUGGGCCAUGGUGGCGGGCAUAAGGCAAGUCGAAGUCAGGGAGCAGGAGGAGUAGUAGCGGUGGUGGACAAUAAGCCUGUGGGUGCAGGACGAUGGAGUUCAAUGAAGAUGAUGCUUGGACUUCGGGUUGGGCAGAGCGCCAAGGGUUGAAUACUUAGUGUGAAGAAGUUCAGCUGGAAACCGUUCAUUCAUUUUAUUCAUGGAGCCAUGUGGAUUUGAGAUCUGCGAGCACUUUUUUGAUGAUUUUCAUACCCGCCAUGUACAUUACUCGAACAAAAAGCAACAAAAAAAAACGAACGAACG